Cajanus cajan (pigeon pea) is the source of this 8084-nucleotide messenger RNA. The record is from RefSeq and is a predicted model, not a curated record. Lineage: Eukaryota; Viridiplantae; Streptophyta; Magnoliopsida; Fabales; Fabaceae.
GAGAAGUUGCACAGCGCGAGAGAGAAAAACACGAAGAUAUAUAAUAGCGAAGAGAAGAAGCGCCAGAUACAAAGUUUUUUUUUUUUCCUUUUUCUCUUUAUAUCGAUUUGUCAAACAGAGUCUCUGAAAAACACGCGAUUCUCUUUCUCUCGAAGCCGUACUUCUGUCUGCGCUUCUCGAUCUUCGCUCGCUCAGCCUUUUUCUUCCUAUUCGCAUCGUCUGCGAUUCUCUCUUCGAUCCGCGCCUUUCAUUUUCUCCUUCAUUUCGCGGUAAUUUUCUCUUCCUUGCUCUCCCGCGUUGCGCUUUUCCACUCUUCUCUUUCGAUUAUUUAACGCACGCGCGGAGCUUCGCUUGCGUGCGUUUUUGCCGUUCGCGAAUGCGUCGGAGGUUGCUCGCGUUCCGAUAAAACCCUACAUUUGCUUUGGUUGUGACGUAUUUGUUUUCCCUUCGUGGAUUUUUGGGAUUUAGGGUUUUGAAUUGGAGCUUCGGGAUUGCGGAGAGGCGAAGCGUGUGCAGCAUGAGCAUUGACAGCCCCGGCGGAGUGCAGGAUUAGGGUUUCGUGGUUUUUUUUUCGAAGGUUGGGAUUUUCCAUGGGCGAUGGAGGCGUGGCGUGUAUGCCUUUGCAGCAGCAGCAGCAUGUUAUUGAGAGGUUGCCGAAUGCGGCGGAGAAGUCGCUUUGCGGAGGCAAGAGUGGGAAUGGGUUCAGUUCUGGAUUGCUCAAGGUUGCUGGCAAGAGGAAGAAGAAAAAGGUAAAGGUGAAGAAGAAAGUGGCACCUGCUGUGAAGAAGGUGGUGAAGGGUGAAUUGGCAUCGGACAGUGUGAGCGGCGAGGGCGGGGAGGAUGUUGAGAGUGGGGAAGUGUGUGGGGAAAUGGAAGAGGGUGAACUGGGGACCUUGAAGUGGCCCGGGUGUGAGCUGGAGAAUGGAGAGUUUGUGCCGGAGAAGCUGGCACUGCCUGCACGGAGAAGUGAAAUUGAGAGUGGGGAGAUUGUGAGUGAGAGAUGGAAGAAAGGGGAGGCGGAGAGGGGGGAGUUUGUUUGUGGAAAAUGGAGAAAGGAGGAUGUGGAGAAAGGGGAGAUAGUUGCUGAGAAGGGUAGGAAAGGAGAAACUGAGAAAGGGGAAUAUGGGUCAUGGAGAGGUGGAGUUAAGGAUGAUAUUGAGAAGGGAGAAUUCAUUCCAGAUAGGUGGCAUAGGGGAGACACGGGGAGGGAUGAUUAUGGUUACCCUAGACCCCGAAGGUACCUGCCGGGUAGGGAUAAAGGGUGGAAAAGUGAAUGGGAACAUGCACCACCUUCAGGAAGACAUACAGGUGAUGAGUAUUUCAGGAAGAAGGAAUUGAAUAGAAAUGGAUGUCAGCAUGCUAAAAGUGCUCCCAGGUGGGAGAGUGGGCAAGAAAGAAAUAUAAGGAUCAGUUCAAAGAUUGUGGACGAGGAGAAAAAUGAACACAAUAAUAGUAGGACCCAUUUGCGGGAUUACACCUCUGGAAGUCGGUUGAAGAGGCAUGGUAAUGAAUCAGAAAGCUGUGAGCGGAACUAUGCAGAUUAUACUGGUUUAAAAAGUCGAAGGCUUACUGAUGAUAGCUCGCGCCAUGCUUAUUCAGAGCACUAUUCUCGUCUCUCCAUGGAAAGAUCUUAUAGAAAUAGUUCUUCAAAAUCAUCAGCAGACAAGUAUUCUUCUAGGCAUUAUGAGUCUUCUUUGCCUAACAGAUCAGUUUAUGACAAGCAUGGACGCAGCCCUAGUCAUUCUGAGCGAUCCCCACAUGAUCGGGCCAGGUAUUAUGAUUAUAAGGAUCGCACUCCUGUACGUCGUUCACCCUACAGCCGUGAGAAAUCUCCAUAUAGCCGUGACAAAUCUCCACAUGGUCGGGAGAGAUCCCCAUAUAAUAGGAAUUGGGAUAGAAGUCGUCACCACGAUCAUAAAAUAAGAAGUCCUACUCAUGCUGAGUGGUCCCCACAAGAUCGAGGUCGACAUCAUGAUCGGAGGGACCAUACUCCAAAUUUAAUGGAGAAAUCCCCACAUGAUCAAACUAGGCCAAACAUUCAUCAAGAAUUAAGCAGUAAAUCCUUAUCAAGUGAUAAACAUAACUCACAACAUAGUUGUAAGGAUCAUGAAGAUAACGAGGACAUCCAAAAGGAGUCAAAUCUUUCUGAUAUAGAAUCUCAAGGUGAAAGAAAUGUGCAUAAUGCCAGCAAGUCUAUUGAGAAAGAUGUCUGCAGUGAACCUGAAAAGGAACAACACUCCUGUAGUCCGAUUGUAAGCAGCAAAGACUCUCCUUGCUUGGAGCCAUCACCUGAGGAGCUACCUUCUAUGGAAGAAGAUAUGGACAUAUGUGAUACUCCACCACAUGUCCCUUUGGUGGUGGAUUCGUCAUCAGGGAAAUGGUUUUACCUUGAUUAUGAUGGUGUAGAACAUGGACCUUCUAAGUUAUCUGACAUCAAGGUCCUUGUUGGUGAUGGUGUGCUAAUGUCAGAUCACUUUAUUAAGCACAUAGAUAGUGACAGGUGGCUAACUGUUGAAAAUGCAGUAUCACCGUUAGCUGCUCAGAGUUUUCUAUCAGUUGUGUCCGACACCACAACCCAGUUGGUAAACCCUCCAGAAGCUCCUGGUAAUCUUUUGGCUGAUACUGGAGAUAUUCUUCAAUCCGGUCCUGAGAAUUAUCAGGGAAUCCCUGCCCCUUUUCUGCAGCCAAUGUUAUGCUCUGAAGACAGUGGGAUUGCAUCUGACUUGUUGGAGGACCUCCACAUUGAUGAAAGGGUUGAUGUUCUGUUAGACGGUUAUGAUGUUAUUCCUGGAAAGGAGUUUGAGGCAAUAAAAGAAGCCUUGCAAAUGAACUCUGAAUACGCAAAAUGGGAGGGAUUGGGAGAGUAUGAAGGGUUUCCUUUGCAUGAUACUUGCCUGAGGAUAGAACAUGAUUCAAGAAUUGAUUCAUCAACUGAAUAUGAGUCUCAGGUAAGUAUACCCUCUGACAACAACAAUGGAUUUACACUUGGUGUUCCUGGUGAUUGGUUUUCUUCUCAAUGGUCAUGCAAAGGUGGUGACUGGAAGAGGAAUGACGAUGCCCAAGAUAGAUAUUGUAAUAAAAAACUUGUCCUUAAUGAUGGGUUUUCAUUAUGUCAAAUGCCCAAAUCUGGAUGUGAAGAUCCUCGUUGGACUCAAAAAGAUGACUUGUAUUAUCCUUCUCACAGUAGGAAGCUUGAUCUUCCUCUUUGGGCUUUUUGUGCUGAUGAGAGGGUUGACUGCAGUGCUGUGAGCAAACCAGUUCAAACUAAGAUAGCUUCUAUUAGAGGAGUGAAAGGAAAUAUUCUUUCAGUGGUAAGGAUAAAUGCUUGUGUAGCCAAGGACCAGGGAUUAUUGGUCUCAGAGUCACGUCAAAAGACCCGAGGCAAGGAUAAAUAUCAUUCAAGGUCAACUCGGCCUUUCUCUUCAACCAGUGACAGCAAGAGAUCAUCAACUGAAAAAGAUUCUCAUUCAAAAGCUUUUAAUGAUCAACGUUCUCAAGGCUCUUGUAGGAGCAUGGAUUUCAUUAAUAUUCCUAAAGACCAUCUUUCUACUGUUCAUGACUUACAAUUACAUUUGGGCGAUUGGUAUUAUCUUGAUGGUUCUGGGCGUGAAAGAGGGCCUUCAUCUUUUUCAGAUCUACAAUGUUUAGUAGACCAAGGAAUUGUAAAAAAGUAUAGCAGUGUGUUCAGGAAAUGUGAUAAACUCUGGGUCCCUGUUACCUCUUCUGCUGAAACAUAUGAUGUCAGUCUAAGAAUGCAGCAAGAAAGUGGUACAGUGUCUGGUGAAUUUUCUGGACAUCCAUCAAAGCAGAUUCAUUGUGCUUCAUAUGGUGAACCUGACUCAAAGUCAAAUUUGUUUAACAGCCUUCACCCUCAGUUUGUUGGUUAUACUCGUGGGAAGCUACAUGAAUUAGUGAUGAGAUCAUAUAAGAGCCGGGAAUUCACUGCUGUUAUAAAUGAGGUUUUAGAUCCCUGGAUCAAUGCAAGACAGCCAAAGAAAGAAAUUGAGAAACAGAUAUAUUGGAAAUCUGAAGGUGAUGGACAUGCUUCCAAAAGAGCUCGGAUGCUGGUUGAUGACAGUGAAGAAGAUAGUGAUUUUGAAGAUGGCAGCCUGACAAUUGAGAAAAAUGAAUCCACUUUUGAAGCUCUAUGUGGUGAUGCUACUUUCUCUGGGGAAGGAAGUGGCAUUACUGAUUCCAUGGUUGGAAGCUGGGGUUUAUUGGAAGGUCGUUUAUUGGCACGAGUAUUCCACUGUUUGAGGUCUGAUCUGAAGUCACUUGUCUUUGCAUCAAUGACUUGCAAGCAUUGGAGAGCUACUGUAAGGUCUUACAAAGUGGUCUCAAGGCAUGUUAAUUUGUCAUCGUUGGGUCAUUCUUGCACUGAUUCCAUAAUGUGGAACAUUUUGAAUGCUUAUGUAAAAGACAAGAUUGAAUCUAUGGUUCUAAUGGGUUGCACCAAUGUUUCUGCUGGCAUGCUUGAGAAAAUUCUUCUUUCAUUUCCUGGUUUAACUACAGUAGACAUUAGAGGGUGCAGCCAGUUUGUAGAGCUGACUCCUAAAUUUACCAAUGUGAAAUGGAUCAAGAGCCGGGGUUCACGCUUAACCAAAAUUGCAGAGGAGCCACAUAAAAUCAGAAGCCUUAAACAGAUUGUUGAUCAAACUUCAUCUCUUUCCAAGGUCAGCAGUUUUUGUAUUAGGGAUGAUUUUGGUGAGUUGUCAGAUUAUUUUGAUAGUGUGGAUAAGCGAGACACAAAGCAAUUUUUCCGUCAAAAUUUGUACAAGCGGUCAAAAUUAUAUGAUGCUAGAAAGUCCUCUUCCAUUCUAUCUAGAGAUGCGCGUACAAGACGAUGGUCAAUUAAGAAAUCUGAAAAUGGUUACAAGAUGAUGGAGCAAUUUCUUGCUUCAAGACUGAGGGAAAUUAUGAAGGCAAACUCCUGUGACUUUUUUAUGCCUAAGGUUGCAGAAAUUGAGGCUAAAAUGAAAAAUGGUUAUUACAGUGGGCAUGGGUUGAGCUAUGUCAAGGAGGACAUCAGUAGAAUGUGUCGGGAUGCAAUAAAAGCAAAGAAUCGAGGUGAUGCUGGUGAUAUGAAUCAUGUUAUCACAUUAUUUAUUCAGCUUGCAUCACGGUUGGAAGGUAAUUCCAAGUAUGUGAACGACAGAGAUGCACUAAUGAAGAUGUGGGGAAAAGACCCACCAUCAACUCUCUGUUCUACUUCCUCUAAGUACAAGAAGAAUAGAUUGGUAUCUGAGAGGAAGCAUAGGAAUAAUGAAACACUAGGUGGUUUGGAUAAUAAUGGGGAAUAUGCUUCUGAUAGAGAAAUUAGGAGGCGUUUAUACAAGUUGAAUAAGAAAUUUUUGGACUCAGAGAGUGAGACAUCUGAUGACUUUGAUAGAUCAUCCGAAGAUGGAAAGAGUGAUAGCGAUGCUGAAACUGCUGAUACUGAAAGUGACCAAGAUGUCCGUUCAGAUAGUCGAAUUGGGGAGUCAAGGGGAGAUGGAUGUUUCACACCUGAUAAUGGGUUAGAUUUUAUCACUGAUGAGCGUGAAUGGGGGGCUCGCAUGACGAAAGCAAGCUUGGUUCCUCCUGUUACUCGGAAGUAUGAUGUCAUUGAUCAGUAUAUUAUUGUAGCUGAUGAGGAGGAUGUGCAAAGGAAGAUGCGGGUUUCAUUACCAGAUGACUAUGCAGAGAAGCUGAGUGCGCAAAAGAAUGGCAUUGAGGAGUCUGACAUGGAACUGCCUGAAGUCAAGGAUUACAAACCUAGAAAACAGCUUGAAAAUGAGGUCAUUGAGCAAGAAGUUUAUGGAAUUGAUCCCUAUACGCACAAUCUUUUACUUGAUUCUAUGCCAGAGGAGUUGGAUUGGUCUCUACAAGAGAAGCAUUUGUUUAUUGAAGACAAGAUCCUUCGGAUGUUGAAUAAGCAAGUUAGGUAUUUAACUGGAACUGGAAACACUCCAAUGAGCUACCCUUUGCAGCCUGUUAUUGAGGAAAUUGAAAGGUAUGCAGAGGAGCACUGUGAUGCGAGAACAGUGAGAAUGUGUCAAGGUAUCUUAAAAGCCAUAGAAGGUCGUCUGGAUGAUAAAUAUGUAGCUUACAGAAAGGGGCUUGGUGUUGUUUGCGACAAGGCAGAAGGCUUUGGUGAAGAUGAUUUUGUUGUGGAGUUUCUAGGGGAGGUGUAUCCUGUGUGGAAGUGGUUUGAGAAACAGGAUGGGAUUCGAUCUCUGCAGAAAAAUAGUAAUGAUCCAGCGCCAGAAUUCUAUAACAUCUACCUGGAAAGGCCAAAGGGUGAUGCUGAUGGGUAUGACUUGGUUGUUGUUGAUGCCAUGCAUAAGGCUAACUAUGCCAGUCGGAUAUGUCAUUCAUGCCGACCUAAUUGUGAAGCAAAAGUUACUGCUGUUGAUGGUCGUUAUCAAAUUGGUAUUUAUAGUGUUCGUAAAAUUCAACAUGGUGAGGAGAUCACUUUUGAUUAUAAUUCUGUUACAGAGAGCAAGGAGGAAUAUGAAGCUUCAGUUUGCUUGUGUGGUAGCCAAGUUUGCCGUGGGAGCUAUCUAAAUCUGACUGGCGAAGGAGCUUUUGAAAAGGUACUGAAGGAGUGGCAUGGAAUUCUUGAUCGUUAUUAUUUGAUGCUAGAAGCUUGUGAAUUAAACUGUGUAUCUGAAGAGGACUAUAAUGACUUGGGAAGAGCUGGUUUAGGCAGUUGUUUGCUUGGAGGCCUGCCAGAUUGGCUUGUUGCCUAUGCAGCUCGCCUUGUGAGAUUUAUCAAUUUUGAAAGAACGAAACUUCCUGAGGAAAUUUUAAAGCACAAUCUUGAAGAGAAAAGAAAAUAUUUUUCAGAUAUCUGUCUUGAAGUUGAAAGGAGUGAUGCAGAGGUUCAGGCUGAAGGUGUAUACAAUCAGAGGCUUCAAAAUCUUGCUGUCACUCUUGAUAAGGUAAGGUAUGUUAUGAGAUGUAUUUUUGGCGAUCCACUGAAAGCUCCACCUCCUCUUGAGAAGCUCAGUCCUGAAGCAGUUGUUUCCUUCCUCUGGAAAGGAGAGGAUUCAUUUGUUGAAGAGCUUCUUCAGUGCCUGGCCACUCAUGUUGAAGAGUCUACUUUGAAUGAUCUCAAGUCCAAAAUUAAUGCUCGUGAUCAUUCAAGCCCUGGAGAUAUUCAAAAGGAGGUUCAAAAAUCUCUUUUGUGGUUGAGAGACGAGGUUCGAAAUCUUCCUUGUACAUACAAAAGUCGGCAUGAUGCUGCUGCUGACUUAAUUCAUAUUUAUGCUUAUACCAAGUACUUAUGACUUUAGAAUAAGGGAUUAUCAAACUAUUACUUCACCACCUGUCUAUAUUAGUCCACUUGACUUAGGUCCUAAGUAUGCUGACAAAUUGGGAGCAGAGUUUCAGGAGUAUCGAAAGAUAUAUGGUGAAAAUUAUUGUUUAGGGCAACUGAUUUUUUGGCAUAAUCAGAGUAAUGCAGAGCCAGAUUGUACUCUGGCUAGAGUAAGCAGGGGUUGCUUGUCAUUACCAGACAUCAGUUCCUUUUAUGCCAAAGCUCAGAAGCCUUCAAGGCAUCGUGUUUAUGGUCCAAGGACUGUGAGAUCUAUGCUGUCAAGAAUGGAGAAGCAGCCCCAGAGACCUUGGCCCAAAGAUCGGAUAUGGUCAUUCAAAAGUUGUCCGAAAUUUUUUGGCAGUCCAAUGUUAGACUCUGUAAUUAAGAACUCUCCACUUGACAGGGAGAUGGUUCAGUGGUUGAAGCACAGACCUGCGAUAUUCCAGGCCAUGUGGGACCAAUGAAUUUUUGCGUGAAACCCUUGUUAGAGAUUAGGGAGUGCUUCAUCAUUCAGAAGUCAGAACUGCCUGCCUCUUUUAGCGUGGGGAGUCUAAUUAUUAAUCCAUCAUAAUUUCUUCUUUCGCUUUCUCCUUCAUUCUUCUGUACAGUUUUCUUUACCUUUGAUUUGUAACUCAUUUCGUUGUAGGGCAUUAUUUUACUCUUUCUAAUGUGAAAUGAAAUUAAGAAAAAAAAAAGGUUUAAUUCAAGGCAUUGCUGUCUUCUCCUCUUGUCUGUUAAUUGACUUGAGUCAAUCCUAUGUUGAAAUGUGGAGUUCUUAAUGUUU